UGCCGCUUAAUCGGUGUCUAAUUCGAUGCAUCCGAUGUAUAUCAGCAUGGCUUGGUUUCCGUGUUUCCGUACGCUUAGCGUGACACAUGAUUAAAUUAAUCGUUGAAAAUUAAUUCGAUCGUGAGGGCUCCACUUGCAAGCCCUUGCUGUCGUACGUUGAGUACGGAUAAAUGUGUGAACGAAAGGUCGAUGAUCUCUCCAAAGAAGUUGCGAACAAAAAGUCCACUGCAUUUAAAAUGCGAACGAUUCUUACUUAUGCACCCGACUUGUCACCUCUGUGAGGCACAGGAAGAAGACAUGUAAUAAAUUAUGACCGUUGGGGUAAACGACAAACAAAAAACAUACGAUUUCAUAUUCCGACACCCAAACGUGAUCCGCAGAAGCUAACAAGAAGGGCAUAUAUAGCAUGCCACCAGAGUAUUGAAAACAAACAAGAUGCAUGCGUAGACGAAACUUGAAGUUGUAUAAAUCAUAAAAGAUGAUAGGAACGACAACCAAAUGCGUCAUCCAUGGAAUUUUAGACUUAAUCCAUAUUGCGACGGGUUCCUCGAACAAGCCAGGCAGCAAACGACAAGUGAAAAGCAACAAUGCGUAAAUUCAUUAAUAUGCACGACAUACAAAUCCCAAUGGAACGGACGGAAGGCAUCGAUGAUUGAGUCGUCCGCGGUCCAAGUGAAGGAAGCCAACAACCAUUUAAUAUGAUCAGUUUCGUCGCGGGCCAAAAGUCAUCAAUCACAAUUGAUAAAUUCGAAGAAAUGGUACCGUAGUUUGAGAGAAAAUUGAUCUUUCGGUAUUUACUUUUCCAGAGAAUAUUUGCAAAUUAGUCAAACAAAGCUAAACACUUUGAAACUUGAAAUAAUUUUAAAAGUACCAUUCGAUAUGUAUAUUAUAUAGCACAAAUCUAUAUGGUACUCUGUUAAAAUAACUGUAAAUAAAGUGCCCUCACUGAUAUCAGGAUGACCAUUCCAAAUUCAUUGAUCAAAUUCUCACCUGAUAACGGUAGCAAUGAUUCCAUAAUGGAACAAAGGCAGGAAGAUUUUUUUUCCAAUAUUAAAUCAGUCACAGGCAAACUAAAACGCUCAAAGUAUACAAUGCUGUUAGCACAUUCUACGAUCCAUUCUACUUGCAUUGAUUGAACAGUUGUUGUCUCAUUCAUUAAAAUAAUGCAAGACAGCAAGCCUGUACAAACAAACCAAUAAACCGCAGCAAUGCUUCGCUGAUAACUACUGCUCUAUCAGAUCAGUUCCACAAAUGACUCAGUUCAUUCAAUACAUACAUUCAUCAUGGUGCAUCGCUUAGUUCUAAUCUUUCUAGCAAUUGCAUGCAGUUCUGCUACUGCUUCAAACAAAUCGAUAUUCGAUCAGCCACACAAUAAACCCAUUUCAUCGAGAUUCGUGUCGAUUCGAAAAGCAUCCAACCAUGCCCAUCUCUGCUGGGCCAUCAAAGUGGCCCCGACGGCAUUUGCCACCAGCUGGGAUUGUCUGGAAGGGUAUAGAAAAACUCAAAUUACGAUGGUCUACGGUGACAUUGAGCCAACGAAGAACGAUCGCCAGAUUUUGGAGAAGAAAAUAGUAAAGCUUGCCCGCAAAUGUCGUCACAGUAUUGAAAACAUUGCUCUUCUGGUGCAAAAUAAACAGUCGCUGUUGUUUGAAACAGUUUUGAACUACGUUACCUCCUAUGGAAUGCUUGGCUAUGAUUCGAAGUGCAAGGAAUGUAGGAUACUGAAAAUUCAAAGGAGAUUCCGUUGUCCAGUUAAAAACAUCGCUAUUGUUUACAACAACUGUAUUGAGCACGUACAAUUUUCAUGAUUAUUACUUGUGGUAAAACUCUGUUUAUCUGGUGGAGUUUCAAUAUGGAA
Messenger RNA from Aedes albopictus (Asian tiger mosquito), 1858 nucleotides. RefSeq lists its product as uncharacterized. The coding region runs from base 1284 to 1808 and encodes 174 amino acids. Lineage: Eukaryota; Metazoa; Arthropoda; Insecta; Diptera; Culicidae. The transcript has a single exon. The record is from RefSeq and is a predicted model, not a curated record.